This is a messenger RNA of Apis cerana (Asiatic honeybee), 3038 nucleotides long. RefSeq names its product guanylate cyclase soluble subunit beta-1-like (gene Gycbeta100B). Gene Ontology annotation, biological process: cGMP biosynthetic process; response to oxygen levels. Gene Ontology annotation, molecular function: guanylate cyclase activity; heme binding. The record is from RefSeq and is a predicted model, not a curated record. Gene Ontology annotation, cellular component: guanylate cyclase complex, soluble. Lineage: Eukaryota; Metazoa; Arthropoda; Insecta; Hymenoptera; Apidae.
GAUUUAUUAAACACAAUUUCGUAUUCCAUUUAUAUCAAUUAUUUUUAUACAUUUUAAAUUUAAGUUAUUUAGUUACUCUAAAAUUGAUGAUUUAUGUAUCAUUAAACAAAUACAAUUCUCUUUGACAAAUUGAAAAAAAAAAUAUAUCAAGCGUGCAAGUCGAUAUUAUUAUCAUCGCAUUCAAUCUCAACUACAAAAAUAGAAAAUUUCACUGAAUCUUCAUCUCAAACAAAAAGAAAAAAAAGGAAGAAAAGAACACAAAGUAGCAGUAAUAAUAAUAAUACUAUAUCCUUCGAUAUUGGACCAUAAAUCGUUGACUAGAAGAAAAGAAGAAAGAAGAAAAAAAAAAGGAGGAGCAAUCCCCAGGAAAGCUUCACCCCAAUAAUCUCUCCCGACGAGCAAUUUGUCGCGAGACAUCGAUGUGAUCUCGGAUAUACCGGCGAACGAGAUCCUCGAGCUGUUCGGCCGGAUGUUCUUCGAGUUCUGCCAGGACUCGGGCUACGACAAGAUUCUUCAGGUGCUCGGGGCUACGCCCAGGGACUUUUUACAGAACUUGGACGCCCUUCACGAUCAUUUGGGCACCUUGUAUCCGGGAAUGAGGGCGCCCUCUUUCCGAUGCACCGAGAGGCCCGAGGAUGGCGCGCUCAUAUUACAUUAUUACUCCGAUCGACCUGGAUUGGAACAUAUCGUGAUCGGCAUAGUUAAGACCGUGGCGAAAAAGCUUCACGGCACGGAUAUAGAGAUGCGAAUAUUGAAGACAAAAAACGAAUGUGAUCACGUGCAAUUUUUGAUCACGAACACGUCCGGCCCUGGGGUCGUUUCAAACCCCAUGAUUGCAGAACUCGAGACUUUAUCUGUCGAGCCAAAAGUGAGUCCAAUGACGUUCUGCCGAGUUUUUCCAUUCCAUCUGAUGUUCAACCGGGACCUCAUCAUCGUUCAAACUGGAUGCACUAUAACACGAGUUAUACCUCAAGUAUGCUCCGGUAAUUGCAAGUUGAACGACAUCCUUCUUACCGUCAGGCCACAUUUAGAAUUGACAUUCGAGAACAUUCUGUCACACAUAAAUACGGUUUAUGUGUUGCGAACGAAGAAGGGCGUGAUGCGAGUCGACGCUUCGGAAGAAUAUUCGUAUCUACGUUUAAAAGGGCAAAUGUUGUACAUACCUGAGUCAGAUCUCGUCACCUUCCUUUGUUAUCCUAGCGUGAUGAACUUGGACGACCUAACCAGGCGAAGCUUGUACCUGAGCGACAUCCCCCUUCACGACGCCACCCGAGAUCUCGUACUGAUGUCGGAGCAAUUCGAGGCUGAUUACAAAUUAACGAGAAACUUGGAAUUGCUUACCGAUAAAUUGCAACAGACGUAUCGCGAGCUCGACGGCGAGAAGCAGAAAACCGACAGGUUGUUGUACUCGGUGCUACCCAUUUCCGUGGCGAACGAGCUCAGGCACUCGAGGCCAGUUCCGGCGAAGAAGUACGACUGCGUGACCCUGUUGUUCUCUGGAAUCGUGGGCUUCGGGGCCUACUGCGCCGCUCACACGGACUCCAGCGGUGCGAUGAAAAUCGUCAACAUGCUUAAUCAGCUGUACACCGCGUUCGACGUGCUCACUGAUCCGAAGAAAAAUCCGAACGUGUACAAGGUCGAAACUGUUGGUGACAAAUACAUGGCCGUGAGCGGAUUACCGGAACCAUGUCGUUGCCAUGCACGAUGCAUCGCUCGUCUCGCUUUGGAUAUGAUGGAUCUAGCCGCGGACGAAGUGCAGAUCGAUGGCGAGCCAGUGAAAAUCACCAUCGGGAUCCACAGCGGGGAGGUCGUCACCGGUGUAAUUGGGCAUCGUAUGCCCCGUUACUGCCUGUUUGGAAACACCGUGAAUCUGACCAGCCGAACCGAGACAACGGGGGAGCCCGGUAAAAUAAACGUCUCCGAGGACGCGUACAGGUACCUGUGCAUGCCAGAGAACCAGGAUUCUCAAUUUCUGCUUGAAUACAGAGGACCCGUGACCAUGAAAGGCAAAUCGGAACCGAUGAACGUUUGGUUCCUGUCCAGAGAAAGGGAGCUAUCCGCGUAAAUUCGCAAUCACUAUGGCAGCCGCCAUUUUAGCAAUAUUUUUCAGCUCGAACUCUUUAUUCGUUUAGCGCGUUCUAUAGAAAAACGAUUUUUACAAUGCUAAUAUUCCAUGUGAUCUUUGACUAUCGUAUGAAAUUGUUGAAAAUAUCUUUGUAAAAAUACGAGAUUUAAUCCUAGGACGACUUCGAUUAAGAGAAUUAUUCAUAAAUUCUUCUAUUUCUUUUUUUUUAAUUAUUAAAAUAUAAUUUGCUUCUUCUUUGAUUUCAGAGAUGUUGGUUAUGAAAAUUAUUUUUGAUUAUUAAAGAUAUGCGAUUUUUAAACUUUGUACAAUAUAUAUUUAGAUUGUAUUAAAUUAGGGUUAAACGUUAGAUAGAAAUGAAUAGUGAAAAAUUUAAUCGAAAAUAAUAAUUUCUACAAUCGUAAAGAGAAAAUUCUGUCAUAACAAUGUACAUUACUCGCAAAUUACAGUUGAAAAAUUAUAGCAACCAGCACGAUACACGAACAAACCGCACGAUAUAAAAGUAAUCGUACGUUUCAGCAGAAAUGUAUUGAGAAAUAUAAGGAUAAGAAGAAAGAGAAAUUUCAACAGUAACAAAUGGCCUCGAAGGAAUAAAAUUUAAACGAAGAACGUUUUCUACGAAUUCGUCGACUCGUUAGGCAACAUUCGAUCCUAAAACGUUACAACACACAAAUAUAUAUAUAUAUAUUUGCAUUUCUGUUCACGUAUUACCAACACGUUCAAUUCUUCAAUCAGAAGGAAAGGAAGAAAAAAAAAGAAAAAAAAGGAAGAAAAUUUAUCAUUAAUGAGAAGUCUUCCUAGGUUUAAUUCGUGCUAAAUACGGUUCCUCGUCAAAUAUAUAUCAACGUCCGCACGAUUCGCGAACACGAAUGUCCAGUUACCAACUUAACGACCAAUGUUUACCACUUGUAAAUGUAAGAGGCAAUUAAAUAUAAAUGUCAUCGAUACCGUAUAA